AAAUUGGUCUCCGCUUCCGACGGCGAACGCAGCCCCGCCGGGCCCGACCAACCACCUGCCCAUGGUGGGCUGGUGUGAGUUGAGGGGUGGCGUGGAAGACCUGGGCCGCGUCGAAGGUCGCACGCGGUGGUGGGGCGGUGGCAGUUCAAACCUACCGCGCCUUGACCUACGAAUACCUUAGUGAAAAUUUCAUCAGCAAAUGCCCGGCCGCGGUGGCCGAAGCCGUGGCGUGCGACGGGAAAGUGGCGCCCGGGCUCUCGCCCUCCUCGCCAUCACAUCGAUUGGGUGUGCGCGGGACAUGCCCCCCAGGGCGGUGCCGAGACAAGCGACCUCAGCCGAGCCUCGGCCUCGGCAGCGCUACCGCGCUCAGGCCCACCUCUAGGACCACCAGGAGGACACAACCGCGUACCUCCUACCGCGUGCCGGGCUGGGGCGGAGGCAUUGCGGCUGCAUACGUAUGCCCUCGGCCGCCCUACGUAGGCCAGGACCCGCUUCUGUGCGGGAUGUCCAAGCACAAAUACGCGACAUCUCAGCUGCUGUCCCCGUAGAAUGGCAGUUGACCCGUAGAACGUAAGACCUCGGCCGUCCUCACAAGACCCCAGCCGCCACCACAGGACUCUACUCGCUCGGCCCCGGGGGCCUGACUUGCGGCGUGAUGCGUGACUGAAUACAUAAACCGGCGCGCCAACAGCGGCGACCCAUCGAUCCAGUCUGUGCUGGCCAGUCUAUAGUCGGACGGACGAAGCGCGGGUUCUGUGUUGGCUGUGGCAGUGAGUAGAAAAGGCGGCAGGUUGGGCUGGGAGCGCUAUAGCAAGUGCCGGCCGGGUACCGACCAGGGCCGCCGUGGGGAGGGAAGACCCUGGCGCCUGGUGCGCUAGUAGUGCCCCCCUCCCCCGCCCCUCCCUCCAAACCGCCUCAGAGCGGCGCCAUUCCCCAGUUCGAUCCGAAUGCUAUUCGGCGACAUUCCCGCGGCGCUGUGCCGUCCCGCAUCGGGUUGCUUAGGCCCGUUGGGCCCGUUGGCAACGCCGUCCCGCAAUCUUUCCAACUCACGCGCAUAGCGAUGUGAGGAUUGUGACUUGUUUUAACUGACUAGUGAUCCCAGUGAUACCGGUAAGAAAAGCAAGAAAAACAGGAAGACCACUCUUCGAACCGACCCUGUCCCUCGCCAUAGUUGUUGCGAACAGCGUUGUAGUCAUAACAUGGCCUUUCCCUUCACCCGAGUACUUUACAUUUCCUCGCGGAAAUCCAUUGCCAGAAUUAUAAUUUUUCAUUGAUUAAAUUAAAAUGUCGAUGUAUUUUCGCUAUUUGCUCGCUACUCUUGGUCUUGUGCACUGAACUCUGCACUUCUAAUUACUUUUUUUUAAGUACAUCAAAUUUUCUGUGAGGAUAAUCACCUUGUAAUGUUGCAGGGAAGUUCUUUUUCUGUCAUUAUUAUUAAAUUAAAUUUGAAGUAUGGAUCGGUUCUAGACAUGGAAAAGAAAUCAAAGAGUGGUAGAAGUAAACCCAAUCUUGCCUUUUAUGAACCUCCCGCUUGUGUAAGGAAAACAAGCUCUGAAAUUAUCAAUGAAGCCAGAGCUUCAAUCAUGCAAAGUGGAACACCAAGUACAUCCAAUAGCAGUGCUGCUAUCAUUCAGCCUGUAAAUACCAAAAGGCCUUUCACUCCUCGUGAUGGCCAAAGAACAUUAUUUGGUCGUUCCAGGGGGUCGGGACAAAGACCUCCUAGUUCCUUCAGCUUACGUUAUCUACAAAACCAAGAAAGUGGAGACUCAGGGGACGCAAGUUCUUCUGGUAACCAUCCUCCGAAACGAGCACAGCUUCAGCCAAUGACAAUGAGUGGGGGUGCAGCUCUGGAGAUGGUAAAAGAAAUAACAGGUAAUGCUUUGACACGAUUACCAUCCAUUAGCAAAAUAGUUGAUGCUCAAGAUAUACGUCGGAAACGUAGACAUCAGUUCAGAACAUCUGCAUCUCUUGACAAUUUGCCAGAGGAGUUGGAGGGAUCUGAAACUUUCUCCAAUGAGACUCCCAUCCGAAAUGCAUAUAGCAGCCCCAAAGAGCACACUGAACGUCUCUCAGAUUGUUUGGAUGUAGUUGGUUUGCAAAAGAGUAAAGCAAGUUCCUCUAUCUCACAAAAUAGUAAGACACCCAGAAAAAUAAUGAAACAUGAUGACUUCACAUCAAAGGCUGAUAUUUCUUCUAAAACCAAUAUCAGUGGUGGAAAAGAUGCAGAAAUGAAAGGUUUCCAGUUCAAUCAGAAAACUAUGCUUUCCUUAGAUGUUGGAAAUUUUUCACAUGACUUACUUGAGAAACCUGAUGGAAUGACAAACACAGUUGUGGAAAAAACACAUAAUUUACUUGACAUAGAACAUAAUGUGUUUGGCCCCAAUAUAGUCUCUGAUGGUGUAAACUCUCCAUAUUCAUCUUCAAAGGUUGAUAGAGAAGUAUUUGGUGAAAGAGUUCAUAAUAAGAAUGGUCAAACAUUGUCUGGAUUUGAAUCAGAUAAAGAAUCUGCAAUAUAUGAUAAUUGCAUUAAUGAGGCAAAGUUAGCUAACUCGUAUGGGAGUAAAGUUCCUGAAGAAAACAAAAUUUCUUCAAAAAUUUAUCAGAUAAUCAACAAACUGACAGAACUUGCACUUAAUGAAGGACCGGAUGCAAUGGUGAUGCUGGGCUUGGAUGAACUCUAUGAUGCUCUUAGAGGAUCAGGUUUGCAAAGGAAGGUUGGAAUAAGCUCUAAAAUUAAAACACACGUGCUGAAGUGUGUGUACAAGUUUGUAGAACGUUCUGAAGACACUCUCCUCUUAAAGCUUGCUCGCAUCAUAUUUUGUUUGCCAGUAACUGGAAGUAAUUUGGCAGGUGUUUGCAAAUUAGUGUUUAAAGUAGCAAGGAAUGACAAAAACGACAAUUUGUUCUUGGAAGGAAAUAUCUUAGAUUUAUUUAUUGAUGCCCUUGGAACAGCUAGUCCUCUUGAGGAUGCUGAAGCUUGUGUGUACGGAUAUGGUGCUCUUAAAUUCCUCACAAUGAAUAAUCAGCUUCUAAAUCACAUACUUGAUCUUGGCACCUUAGAUCUCAUGGUUCUUCACCUCAAAAUUGUGAAUUCUGCGCGAUCAGAAGGGGGUAGACUUCCCGAGCAGACUAGCCAUGCUAUAUUUCAACUGACCGGAGCUCUAAGAAACAUUGCUGGAGAAGAAUCGACAUUCCCUAUGUUAGAAGCAAAUGGUGCUGUAUGUCAGCUUUGUAUAUCCAUGGAACUUUUCAGCUCUGACCUUGAUCUUGUCACAAACAUUGCGCGGACAUUCAGUAUUAUUUCUACCAACGAUGAUUGCUGUCAAGCUAUUGCUAAGUACAAAAAUUGCACCAAGCUUUUUGCAAAACUUUUUUCAAAAUAUCCGGGACACCAAGAUAUUGUUGUCAGAUUGGGAUAUGCUUUGGGUAACCUUUUAGCAAAGAACGAUGAAAUACGUUUGCAGCUUUUGGACACUGACGGAGCCAUGGAUACACUGCUAGAUUUGCUGCAACUUUACUUACAAAAAGAUUUAGACGUUGCCACCAAUGAGGCUCAAAAAUCUCUUCAAAGAGAGGAACACAAUCUUUCUUUAGAAUCAGGGUCUGACGGAUCCAUUGAAGAUGUUAUUGUCAAGAUGAUAAGGAUUGUUGCUAAUAUGAGUAUGAAUAUGGAAGUGGGAGAACGGCUGACAUGUCUACCUAUAGUCAAUGAAACAGAACUCAAUGAUACAAUUAAUGAUUCAUGGAAAGAUCAUUUAAAUGUGAAAGAUACUGCUGUUGGUGACAGAGCAAUUGGACUAUUGUUGACCGUUCUGAGGCGUAAAUCUGUUGCGGAAAGUGCUGAAUUAGUCUUGUCAACACUCAGCACUUUCAAUAAUCUCACAUACUACCCAAGUGGUGCAGAGCUCUCAAUUUUCAAUUCCCACCUAAUGGAUAUUUCUCAAGCUUUGUAUACGCUCCUAAUGAGCAAUCUGGACGAGUGUCUUGUUGAGGCUACUAAGGUCCUUGGCAACCUGACUCGCUCUAAACCAGCAAGGGAUUUCCUUUUGGAAACUGGUGGGCUAAACCAGCUUCUCAAGUUCUUAAGCACUGAUAACCAUGAACUGUUGCGUUCAACAACAGGAGUACUUGUUAAUCUGAUGGCUGAUGCAGACAAACGGGAGGCUCUCCAGCGCACUCAAGGCAUUUCAAGGCUUAUUGCCAUUCUUCUUUACCAUGGGGAGAGUGAUUGGCAACUUUCAAGCCUUAUAUGUCAAGUAUUAUGGAACUACUGCAUUGACAUGGCAAAUCUAAACUGGCUUGGAGCAGAUCAGACAAAUCAGCUUGUUGAAGUGUUGGUGGAUUUUCUAGAUGAUGAACGUCUUUUUGGAGCAAAAAAUAGCACAUCUACCAAUGAUAGCAGUAUUAACGAUACUGGAAAUGGAACAAUAAGCACAUAUCAGCAAUGGGAAGAAUUUGCCAUGAUAGCCACAAACUUGUUAGAGAAAAUGGAAAGUCAUAUAGAAAGUUCACAGCAGAUUGUACUCCCACAUUCCUUGUCUAUGAACCAACUGACCAUAAAUGCUAAUGCUACUGACCUGAGGAAAAGUCAGUGGGAAGAAAUUCCAGCGAAAACACCUUCAUUGCUCCCUACUACAGGUUUAUCAUAAUAAUAAAUGUAAUAAUAAUUAAAAAUAGAUUAAAUGUGUAAUGGAAAGCUAUGUAUUUAAAAGAAAUAGCUUUGUUAAUUUAAACCAAGGUUUCAAAACUUUGGAAACUAAUAAAAAUACUGUAUUUAAGAA
This is a messenger RNA of Frankliniella occidentalis (western flower thrips), 4781 nucleotides long. RefSeq names its product armadillo repeat-containing protein 2. Gene Ontology annotation, biological process: cilium organization. The transcript has 18 exons. Bases 1401 to 4649 code for a protein of 1082 amino acids. Lineage: Eukaryota; Metazoa; Arthropoda; Insecta; Thysanoptera; Thripidae. Gene Ontology annotation, molecular function: protein binding. The record is from RefSeq and is a predicted model, not a curated record.